This is a messenger RNA of Eurypyga helias (sunbittern), 1239 nucleotides long. It is a transcript of the gene SEPTIN8, whose product is annotated as septin 8. Gene Ontology annotation, molecular function: GTP binding; GTPase activity; molecular adaptor activity. Gene Ontology annotation, biological process: cytoskeleton-dependent cytokinesis. The transcript is spliced from 8 exons. Gene Ontology annotation, cellular component: septin complex; septin ring; microtubule cytoskeleton. The annotation marks the transcript as partial. The record is from RefSeq and is a predicted model, not a curated record. Lineage: Eukaryota; Metazoa; Chordata; Aves; Eurypygiformes; Eurypygidae.
AGAGAAGAGGAACCUUUCCCUGGGGGGCCAUGUGGGCUUCGACAGUCUCCCCGAUCAGCUGGUCAGCAAGUCGGUCACACAAGGCUUCAGCUUCAACAUCCUCUGUGUGGGUGAGACCGGCAUUGGGAAAUCCACGCUGAUGAACACCCUCUUCAACACCACGUUUGAGACGGAGGAAGCCAGUCACUACGAGAGCGCAGUUCGCCUGCGGCCACGGACCUACGACCUGCAGGAGAGCAACGUCCACCUGAAGCUAACGAUCGUGGAUGCGGUUGGAUUUGGGGAUCAGAUAAACAAGGAUGAAAGGCCGAUCGUUGAGUACAUUGAUACGCAGUUUGAAAACUAUUUGCAAGAAGAGCUGAAGAUCCGCCGAUCUCUCUUCAACUACCAUGACACGAGGAUCCACGUCUGCCUGUACUUCAUCACCCCAACCGGACACUCGCUCAAAUCCUUGGACCUGGUGACGAUGAAGAAGCUGGAUAGCAAGGUGAACAUCAUCCCGAUCAUCGCCAAAGCGGACACCAUCUCCAAGAGCGAGCUGCACAAGUUCAAGAUAAAGAUAAUGAGCGAGCUGGUCAGCAACGGGGUGCAGAUCUACCAGUUCCCCACCGACGACGAAGCAGUCGCCGAGAUCAACUCUGUGAUGAACGCUCAUCUGCCCUUCGCUGUGGUGGGCAGCACGGAGGAGGUGAAGGUUGGGAACAAGCUGGUGAGAGCUCGGCAGUACCCGUGGGGAGUGGUGCAAGUUGAGAACGAGAGUCACUGUGACUUUGUGAAACUGCGGGAGAUGCUGAUCCGAGUCAACAUGGAGGAUCUUCGGGAGCAGACUCACACUCGCCACUAUGAGCUGUACAGGAGGUGCAAACUGGAGGAGAUGGGCUUCAAGGACACGGAUCCAGAUAGCCAGCCCUUCAGCCUCCAAGAAACAUAUGAGACCAAAAGGAAAGAGUUCUUGGGUGAGCUCCAGAAGAAAGAGGAAGAAAUGAGACAGAUGUUUGUUAACAAAGUCAAGGAGACGGAGGCAGAGCUGAAGGAGAAGGAGAGAGAGCUGCAUGAGAAAUUCGAGCACUUGAAAAGGAUACACCAGGAGGAGAAGAGGAAGGUGGAGGAGAAGCGGAGGGAGCUGGAGGAAGAGAUGAACGCCUUCAACAGGCGGAAAGUAGCGGUGGAGACCUUGCAGUCCCAAUCCUUGCAGGCUACCUCACAGCAGCCCCUGAAGAAGGACAAGGACAAGAAAAA